Fusarium vanettenii 77-13-4 is the source of this 1653-nucleotide messenger RNA. RefSeq lists its product as uncharacterized. The coding region runs from base 1 to 1653 and encodes 550 amino acids. The transcript is spliced from 7 exons. The record is from RefSeq and is a predicted model, not a curated record. Lineage: Eukaryota; Fungi; Ascomycota; Sordariomycetes; Hypocreales; Nectriaceae.
AUGGCAGCCAGGCACUGGGUAACGCAGGAAAGCGACAUCAUCGCCAAUCACCAUGUCAACCAGCCCAAGCCAAUCCGCGUCGUAGUACUCGGUGCUGGCAUCUCGGGCAUUGCUUUUACUUACAAGGCAAGAGGGCUCGAGAAUGUUUCGUUUCAGAUAUACGAGAAGAAUUCAGAUGUUGGGGGCACUUGGUUCGAGUCGACAUAUCCUGGCGUGUCUUGUGAUGUACCCGCACACUGCUACACCUUUACUUGGGCUGGGAACCCCGACUGGACCAGAGUCUAUGCAAGUGGCCAAGAGAUCGUACAGUUCUACCAGCAGCUCGCGCGGGAUUACGGCGUCUAUGAGCAUACCAAGUUCAAACAUCAGGUCGUGGAUUCCAGAUGGGAUGACAAAGCAUCGCUGUGGAAAUUGACGGUCCUGAAUCUCGAGACCGGAGACUCUUUUGUCGAUUCAGCCGAAGUGUUCAUCAAUAGCGGCGGGGUUCUCAAUAAUUGGGCGUGGCCAUCUAUCCAGGGACUCCAUGAUUUCCGUGGAACUCUUGUGCACACGGCCCACUGGGACAACAGUCUUGAUCUGUCAGGCAAGAGAGUGGCCGUGAUAGGAUCAGGCGCGUCAGCUAUUCAAGUGGUGCCGACCAUUCAACCAAUUGUCCAGAAAUUGGUGAGCUUCCACCGUUCUCCCUCCUGGAUUGCCGCCGAGUUUGCCGGUCACUUCGCCUCACAGGGCCGCAACACGACCUACAGCAAGGAGGAAAGGAAGCGUUUCCGGGAAGACCCAGACUACUUUCUCACCUACCGUCGCGAAAUCGAACAUAGCAUGAAUGCGCGCUUUCCGUCUUUCUAUCGCCAUUCAGAUGCCCAGAGACAAGGCGUUGAGAAUGUCUCCAAGUCGAUGCGCACGCGACUCGGAAAUAACCCAGAACUAUGCGAGAAACUCAUCCCCAAGUUUUCACUAGGCUGUCGGCGCGUCACGCCUGGCCACGGCUACUUGGAGGCUCUCACGGCAGACAAUGUGGUGGUCGAGACAUCCCACAUUGCCAAGGUCACCGAGUCGGGGAUCAAGACAGUUGACGGCAAGCUCCACGAGGUAGAUGCCAUCAUAACCGCAACAGGAUACGUCACUUCGUUUGUGCCCCGGUUUCCCAUCGUUGGGUUAGGAGGCGUGGACUUGCAACAGGAGUGGGCUGAAAAGGGUGCCCAGGGCUAUCUUUCAGUCACAGCCCCAUCAAUGCCCAACUAUUUCCUGACAACCGGCCCAAACUCCCCGAUCAGCAACGGAUCUCUGAUACCGGCUAUCGAGCGGCAGGUGGACUUUGCCCUCGCCUUCAUUCGUAAAAUCCAGACUCAGGACCUGAGAUAUGUCAUCGUCACGGACAAGGCAACAUCCGAGUUCAACCAGUGGAAAGAUGAGUUCAUGAAGGACAUGACAUGGACCGGGGAGUGUACAAGCUGGUACAAGAAUGGGACAGUAGAUGGCCCUGUCAUCGGGCCAUGGCCAGGAUCUGUAAACCACUUCCUUGAAGCGUUGAAACACCCUCGCUUCGAAGAUUUUGAAUACACAUAUAACUCAAGGAAUCGAUUUAGAUAUUUUGGAGAUGGGCGUGCUGCAUGUGAGGCGAAGGGAUUACCUCUCGGUGCGUACAUCUCGUAG